AUGUUCUCCCGCUCUGCAGUCGCAAGGGCCCUCGCCCUCCCCCUCGAGCAAGCCGCCCGCCCAUCCUUCACAAGCACCACCUUCCGAGCGUGCCUGCACCAGACAACCGCAACAACCACACCAACCCCCGAAGAACCCCUCAGCGCCUCGCCGCGAGCUCAAUCCUCCACACCCAUCCCGCAACCAACCCCCCUCCCAACCAAAACCCCAACAACCCGCGCCGACGUGCCCGCAUCCAAACAACCCAUCGCCCCAACCUUCAGCGCACCCCUAACGGUGCCAAAGUCCCUCCUCGAGACGCUCCCCCUCCUCUCUCACCAAAAACCGCACUACAUCACCGCCCAUCUGCACGACAGACCCUACCUGGUAACAGAAGGCGACCACCUGCGCCUCCCCUUCCUGAUGCCAGGCGUGCAGCCGGGCGACGUGCUCCGCUUCAACCGCGCGUCCGUGCUGGGUUCGCGCGACUUCACGCUCAAGGGGGCGCCGUACGUCGAUGAGCGGCUCUUCGAGUGCCGUGUUCGGGUCAUGGGUGUUGAUUCGGAGCCGCUGCGUGUGAAGGAGAAGACGAAGAGGCGGAGGAGGCAUGUGCAGCGCAUUACGAGUAAGCAUCGGUAUACGCUGCUGCGGGUUAUGGAGGUGAAGAUUAAGUCUGUGGAGGAGUUGCAGAAAGAGGGGGAGAUUGUUGUUGGGGAGGACAAGGCGUAA
This is a messenger RNA of Aspergillus mulundensis, 708 nucleotides long. RefSeq names its product mitochondrial 54S ribosomal protein bL21m. The record is from RefSeq and is a predicted model, not a curated record. Gene Ontology annotation, cellular component: mitochondrial large ribosomal subunit; ribosome. NCBI's taxonomy places the organism in Eukaryota, Fungi, Ascomycota, Eurotiomycetes, Eurotiales, Aspergillaceae. The transcript has a single exon. Gene Ontology annotation, molecular function: structural constituent of ribosome. Bases 1 to 708 code for a protein of 235 amino acids.